CCGGAAGCAUUACAUGUCCCGUACAUGGACAAAACAGCUAAAAGUUCUUAACCCUUGACAGCACAGUGCAGUCGCUAGUUCACCAUGAAAGGAACCGCUCAAGUCAAGGUGGUGACAUCAGGGAGGCUGACAGGAGGGGUCAAAGUGCAGCUGUCCAGGAGACGAGGGACUCAUCCAGGACCGGCAGCCUGCACUGAGCCAGCCUACUCCCUGUACUCCACAGACUCUGAAGAGCAGGUCACUUCUCUCCAUCAGGGUCUGGACAGAUGUGCUGCCUUGCUCGGUGGCAUCCUUCAAGCUGAGAAGGCAGCUCCUCCCAGAGCAGUGAAGGGUGGAGCAGCUAAAUCAAGACCAUCUACCUCACUGAGGAAGAAGCCCAUCAACAACACAGUGAGGCAGAGGCUGUGGGACAAGGGGAGCACAGCAGAACAUCUUACAGGUGAAGUGCAGCGUGGAGCAGGCAGAACACCUGCAAGAACAACUCGUCAGUCUGCUGCUGCCGCUGCCCUCUCGCCACAGAAGCUCCAUCCACUUCAGACACAACCUCCCAACCUGCUGCAGCACCUCCGCCCCACCACCCCUCCACCCCAGCCCUCCAUCUCUCCCUCAGGCCAGCUGCUUCUCCCUCAGACUGAAUGUCAGGCUGCUGCUGAAGUUCCACACGCACACUGUGUGUCCGAGUGUGAUGGAGAAGAGGACGAGUUUGUUCCCGUGAGAGACAUCAAUACCCAAAGCAGUGUCGUGCACACAGCUGUCAGACACACACACUCGCACGUACACACCUGUACCUUGAAGAUGUCAAGCAUGCAGCUGGAGCCUGGACAGAGCGCUGAAGUUCCUCAGGACACACAGAGCGAGGAGGAUGGCAGUGCAGAGACGCAAGAGAAAGUGAAGACGGUUCAGUGUCUGCUUGGAGAACUCAAGGCUCUGAUUGCUGGACGAGGCAGUGUAGCAGAGAGGCUGCUCUGUCAGCUGGAGCAGACCGUGUCUUCACCACGGACGGAUGUUGGUGGUCCAAACAUCACGACUGCACCGGACCCACCAUCACUACACAGCCACAACUCUCAGCUCCGCAGGCGUGUGAGGAUUCUUAACCAGCAGUUGAAGGAGAGGGAGAAAGCAGAGCGGCAACAGAGCAUGGAGACCCUCGGUAACUCUGAAGUGUUGAAUCUGCAGGAGGAGCUUCAUAGCGCUCAGUCCCGGCUGCAGGAACUCCAGGAUGAGCUCACAGAAGUACGGGAAGCCCUUCAGGACACACAGAGCCAGCUGACAGACAGAGAGGCAGAGAAUACACUGAUCAGAGCAGACUUGGAGGCCACUAGAAGCAGGCUGCUGGACAGUGAGCGGCAGAAAAGUGAUUUGGCUUCUCUCGCCCUGCAGCGACUGGAAGAGAUAGGAAACUGUAACAGGAUUCUUCAGAGUCAGGAUUCAUCCAACUGUCCUCCAGCUGUUGACACUCUGACAACUAAACCCCAUGUUGACCCGGAGCACAGACAGGAUCCAGGGGAGCCCCCCACUGACCGCAUCACCCAGUUCCUCAUGUCUCUGGGUCAGCUGGAGCCAACACACAUUGAGCAUGUGUGUGUGUCUACAGAGAGACAAGGAGACGUGCGUGAGCAGAAGAACCCGAGAGACGCAUCAUCACAUCCGGAUGUCAGAUCUCAGCGGAGUGACAAACCUGCCCGUCGCCAAAACGCUUGUCCUGACCAAUCGCAUAGUUUGGAUGAUGCCCAGUCAUGUGGGAGGCGGCUGUCCCAGUGCGACGUGGAAUCUGUGUGUUCUGAUUGGAGUACAAGGUCAGGCUCCACUUUUGACACCAGAGACGAGGCGGCGUUCAGAGACGGCCUGGCAGCUCUGGAUGCCAGCAUAGCCAGUCUGCAGAAGACGAUUCAACUGGAUCUGGGGAGGUGAUCAGCUCAGCUUUACACAUUUAAUAUUUUUAUGAAACAUGUUGUUAUGCAUAUACGUGUAGUAUUUUAAUCUGUAUUUUGGCAUUUAAAUAUUUUUUUUUAAUAGAUGAUAUAUUGGAAAUAAAGCAUUUUCUAUUUUGUA
Molecule: messenger RNA, 2052 nt
Organism: Cottoperca gobio
Lineage: Eukaryota; Metazoa; Chordata; Actinopteri; Perciformes; Bovichtidae
Gene: ccdc14
Product: coiled-coil domain containing 14
Exons: 12
Coding region: 85-1911 (608 amino acids)
Biological process (GO): protein localization to centrosome
Cellular component (GO): centriolar satellite
Source: RefSeq, a predicted model, not a curated record